UUCCUGGUACACACUCGAUCUGGUGCAUUGAUCUCAGUAAUAGUGCUACUUGUCUCCUUAAUUCAUCAAACUGUCCACCACUAAGAGUCAUUUUGACUUUCUCUCCGUCUUCAAGUUGGAUUUCAAUGACUACUUCAGGCAUCAUUACUCUAUGAAGUUUGGAAUGGGAGAGGAUAUAGUUAACCUUCCACUGUCAAUAUUCAUAUUAGAAAUGCCUUGAUGGUUGGGAGAGUAUAUUUCACUAAUAAUCACCAUGAAAAUAAAAUAAUUAUAUUGAAGGCAUUCUCUAGCGUUCAUUCUAAGUGUACUAUUAGGUCAAGGUCCCUUCCAAUUAUCCCAGUUCUCUUUAACUCAUUUUUAGGCAAAAUUUUCAGUCUCAUCUUUCAAGCAGCGCAAAUAUCUUUUUAUUUUCUAAGAUCAUUUUGUAGCAAUGUCAACACUCUUAAUCUUCUGUGGAAUUAUCCCUUUGAGAUAAUUCUUUAAUGAUGCUUGAAUGCAGUUUAUCACACUCAUCUCCUAAUUCACAUCUUCAUACGAGAAAGUUUAAACAAGGCUGUUUUUCUUGAUGCUCUGGAGAUGGAGCUUGAGUUUUUACUGAUUUACUUUUGGGCUUCUCUCCUUCUCACUGAAAAGCUUCUUUUGAUAAACUUUUUAAACAUUUCCAUAGAAUGUAAGAUGCCCAGUGUUUCUUAAGUUUAGGAUCAACAAUAUCUUGAAUAUAUAUUUUGGUUUUUGUCAUUCUGAUAUCAGCAUUUAGAGAAAUUGUACCAGUAUAUUGAGAAGCACCUGGAACAUAAGGUAAGAGUUUAGAUAAUUUCAGAAGCACUAUCCCUAGUUUCCAUUCCUCAGCUUUGAGAUCUAUGGUUAACUUUGGUUUUCUUUGUCACUUAAUUCUGACUUACCCAUUUGG
This is a messenger RNA of Moneuplotes crassus, 910 nucleotides long. Lineage: Eukaryota; Ciliophora; Spirotrichea; Euplotida; Euplotidae. The record is from the annotation of a GenBank genome assembly.